AUGAUAGAGCACCUUUUAUCGGACAAGUUGGCUUUCAGCUUUUCCUUCCCACCAACUAAACCAUCUUUGGGGCUGUCUUGGAAAAGAGGUUCUUGUGGUUCUAAGCAUGCGGUGCUGGAUCCUCCAUUGUUGUGUCUUCCUCCCAGGCUGGCACUGUUGAAGAAGAGCGGUGAGGAAGACUGGAAGAACAGAUUGAUCCGGAAGCAGGAAUACGGCAAGGCCACCAGCGGCCUGCACAUCCAGGAGGUGGAGCAGUCCCUGAAGAAGGAGGAAGGAGGAUUUACAGAUGAUAAUGCCAUUUCUAACCUGCUUUGGCGGGUCACAGAAAGUCGGGAGAGCCAGAUGACAAUUGAGGAGCGGAAGCACCUCAUCACUGUGCGCGAGGAAGCAUGGAAGACGAAGGGCAGAGGAGCGGCCAAUGACUCCACCCAGUUCACCGUGGCAGGAAGAAUGGUGAAGAAAGGUCUGGCAUCACCCACAGCCAUAACUCCAGUCUCAUCCCCUCUCUGCAGCAAAUCAAGGGGCACCACCCCAGUUUCCAAACCCCUGGAAGAUAUUGAGGCCAGACCAGACAUGCAGCUGGAAUCAGACCUGAAGUUGGACAGGCUGGAGACCUUUCUAAGGAAGUUGAACAACAAAGUUGCCGGGAUGCAGGAGACGGUUCUCACGGUCACUGGGAAAUCUGUCAAGGAGGUGAUGAAGUUGGAUGAUGAUGAGACCUUUGCCAAAUUCUACCGCAGCGUGGAUCACAGUAUACCUAGAAGUCCUGUGGAGCUGGAGGAGGACUUUGAUGUCAUUUUUGACCCGUAUGCCCCCAAGUUGACAUCUUCCGUGGCCGAGCAUAAGCGCUCAGUUAGGCCCAAGCGCCGAGUCCAGGCUUCUAAGAACCCUCUCAAAUUGCUGGCAGCAAGAGAUGAUCUCCUCCAGGAAUACACAGAGCAAAGGCUCAACGUUGCCUUCAUGGAGUCCAAGCGGAUGAAAGUGGAAAAGAUGUCGGCCAAUUCCAACUUCUCAGAAGUGACGCUGGCAGGCCUGGCCAGCAGGGAGAACUUCAGCAGCAUCAGCCUGCGGAGCGUCAACCUGAUGGAGCAGAACUCCAACAACAGCGCCGUGCCCUACAAGAAGCUCAUGCUGUUGCAGAUCAAAGGCAGAAGACAUGUUCAGACAAGGCUGGUGGAGCCUCGAGCCUCGUCACUCAACAGUGGGGACUGCUUCCUUCUGCUCUCUCCCCAGUACUGCUUCCUGUGGGUAGGGGAGUUCUCAAACGUCAUCGAGAAGGCAAAGGCAUCUGAACUUGCAACAUUAAUUCAGACAAAGAGGGAACUUGGUUGUAGAGCUACAUACAUCCAGACCAUUGAGGAAGGGAUUAACACACACACUCAUGCAGCCAAAGACUUCUGGAAGCUCCUGGGUGGCCAGACCAGUUACCAGUCUGCCGGAGACCCAAAGGAAGAUGAACUGUAUGAGACAGCCAUCAUAGAGACAAACUGUGUCUACCGCCUGACAGACGACAAACUCGUCCCUGAUGAUGGCUACUGGGGGAAGAUUCCAAAGUGCUCCCUUCUGCAGUCCAAAGAGGUCCUGGUGUUUGACUUUGGAAGUGAAGUUUACGUGUGGCAUGGGAAGGAAGUCACGUUAGCACAACGGAAAAUAGCAUUCCAGCUGGCCAAGCACUUGUGGAACGGAACCUUUGACUAUGAGAACUGUGACAUCAACCCGCUGGACCCUGGCGAGUGCAACCCGCUCAUUCCCAGGAAAGGGCAAGGACGACCUGACUGGGCCAUAUUUGGGAGAGUUACGGAGCACAACGAAACUAUUCUGUUCAAAGAGAAGUUCCUCGACUGGACAGAGCUGAAGAGACCCACAGAGAAGAAUUCUGGGGAAGUUGUCCAGCAGAAGGAUGAUCCUAGGGCUGACACCAAGCCUUAUGAUGUGGCACGGAUGGUGGCAGUGCCCCAGAUGGCAGCCAGCACCAUCCUGGAUGGGGUGAAUGUUGGCCGUGGCUAUGGCCUGGUGGAAGGAGAUGACAGGAGACAGUUUGAGAUUGCCACCGUCUCUGUAGAUGUGUGGCAUAUCCUGGAAUUCGACUACAGCCGGCUCCCCAGGCAGAGCAUCGGGCAGUUCCAUGAGGGGGAUGCCUAUGUGGUCAAGUGGAAGUACAUGGCAAGCACAGCAGUGGGAAGCCGACAGAAGGGAGAGCAUCCCGUGAGAGUGGCCGGCAAAGAGAAGUGUGUCUACUUCUUCUGGCAAGGCCGGCACUCGACCGUGAGUGAGAAGGGGACAUCAGCUCUGAUGACGGUGGAGCUGGAUGAAGAGAGGGGGGCCCAGGUCCAGGUUCUGCAGGGAAAGGAACCCCCCUGUUUUCUUCAGUGUUUCCAGGGAGGUAUGGUGGUGCACUCUGGAAGAAGGGAAGAGGAAGAAGAAAAUGCACAAAGUGAUUGGAGACUGUACUGUGUGCGAGGAGAGGUGCCCAUGGAAGGGAACUUGCUGGAGGUGGCCUGUCACUGCAGCAGCCUGAGGUCCAGGACUUCCAUGGUUGUUCUGAACGUAAACAAGGCCCUCAUUUACCUGUGGCAUGGAUGCAAGGCUCAGGGCCACACAAAGGAGGUUGGAAGGACUGCUGCGAAUAAAAUCAAGGAACAAUGUCCCCUGGAAGCAGGAUUGCACAGCAGCAGCAACGUGACAAUACAUGAGUGCGAUGAAGGAUCCGAGCCCCUGGGCUUCUGGGAUGCUUUGGGGAGGAGGGACCGGAAGGCCUACGACUGCAUGCUUCAAGAUCCUGGAAGUUUUAACUUCGCGCCCCGACUGUUCAUCCUCAGCAGCUCCUCUGGAGACUUCUCUGCCACAGAGUUUGUGUACCCUGCGCGAGCGCCCUCUGCCGUCAGCUCCAUGCCUUUCCUGCAAGAGGAUCUGUACAGCGCGCCACAGCCAGCACUCUUUCUUGUUGACAAUCACCAUGAGGUGUACCUCUGGCAAGGCUGGUGGCCCGCCGAGAACAAGAUAACUGGCUCUGCCCGCAUUCGCUGGGCCUCAGACCGGAAGAGCGCCAUGGAGACGGUCCUGCAAUAUUGCCGAGGAAAGAAUCUCAAAAGGCCACCCCCCAAGUCUUACCUUAUCCAUGCUGGGCUGGAGCCCCUGACAUUCACCAACAUGUUCCCCAGCUGGGAACACAGAGAGGACAUCGCCGAGAUCACAGAAAUGGAUACUGAAGUUUCCAACCAGAUCACGCUGGUGGAAGAUGUCUUAGCCAAGCUCUGUAAAACCAUCUACCCACUGGCAGAUCUGCUUGCCAGGCCACUCCCAGAGGGAGUGGACCCUCUGAAGCUUGAGAUUUAUCUCACAGAUGAAGACUUCGAGUUUGCACUCGACAUGACCAGAGACGAAUUCAACGCACUGCCCACUUGGAAGCAAGUGAACGUAAAGAAAGCAAAGGGCCUGUUCUGAACUCAAAAUGACAGGCGUCACCAGGAGGUUGCUUCUGAUGCUGCUAGGCCAGAAAAUGGAUAUAUUUUUGGACUGGUAUUUUUUCUGUCAAAGAACAAAGUAUUUUCAAAUCAAAGUUUUUCCAAACCUGACCUUAUUAACUCUACAGCUUGUCCAGGAGUUGAGCAUUUUGUAAAUGUGUAGGAAGACUCUUGGGAUCAUUCUUUUCCGUGGUUCAGGUAAACUGAGAAACCCAUCUCUUCCGUUCACUCAGCCGAGUGCUGCCUCAGCAGCCACCGCAGCCCUGCCCUCCUGCUUCAGCUCGGCAUUACCUUUUUUAAAGCAAUUCUCUUUAUAAAGUGUUAUUUUGAUAGUUUGUGGAUUCUAAAUAUAUAUAUAUUUAUAUAAACACCGUAUAAAUCAAAUAUGUAUUUAACAAAGCAAUAUGUAUUCAUUCACUUUCAAUUCUUUUCCUUUGGUGUAAAAACAAUAUUACAAGGUAGACAGAGUGGCUUCUGUUGAGUUAGGCCUGCUAGCAGUCCGUCAUUAGGUGUGUUGUCUGUCCCAUUGCCCCCCCUCCAUCCCCAGGAGUGCCUCCUUCAGCCUUAGGUCUGGCUGUGCUGAGUUCUGCUUCCGGUGCUAAAGCGAACAAAGACUUACUUCCUGGUGUGGACUCUGAAGAAUCUAUGCGAACCAACCUUUCUACCUUAAUACCCCCCAGAAAUGUAUAGUGCCUUGUUUUAUGUACAGUUUAUAUACAGAAAAGUUUGCUCUGCUUUUUUUGAUGCUGGUUUGGAGCGUUAUCUAUAGUUUUAUUCUCAACAGUAGAAAUAAAACAUCUCAAUUUCUCAUACCCAUUGUAAACAUUACACAUGUCAUUUUGUGACACAGGACCCCAAAAUAAAAUUUCAGCAUAAUCAUAA
Molecule: messenger RNA, 4346 nt
Organism: Myodes glareolus (Bank vole)
Lineage: Eukaryota; Metazoa; Chordata; Mammalia; Rodentia; Cricetidae
Source: RefSeq, a predicted model, not a curated record